Peronospora belbahrii is the source of this 1689-nucleotide messenger RNA. Lineage: Eukaryota; Oomycota; Peronosporomycetes; Peronosporales; Peronosporaceae. The record is from the annotation of a GenBank genome assembly.
AUGUCGGAUAAUUCCUCGUCUUCUUCAAAUGAAGAUGAAGUAAUUUAUGAUCGAUAUAGUAGUAUGGGUAUUUAUACAGUCUUACAACUCGAAGAAACACAUGACGCCUUUGCAACGGCUUUAUUAUGCUUCGGAGAUGCGGCACUCUUUGCUGUCGCUUUGUGGGUGUUCCCCUUAACGUUCGAGCUUUCGAAUAUUGCAGCCAAGUCGAUGGAUCGAGGUGCUGAGAAAGAGAAGAAACAGAUCACGUUUUACGGUUGGACAGGACAUGGCCUUAUGCUAGUUUUUGCAGGGAUCGAAGCGGCUUUUGCGAUUGUAUACCAAGGAUAUACGCAGUACACUCAACGAUGUCUACUAGGUGUAUACUUUGUGCAGGUUUUUAGCUUUCUGUACAUGAUUUGGCUCAUUGCUAGGCUCAAAAUUGGAGGUAGAAAAUACGAAAAUGUACAGGGACAGUUUGUCACGUCGCCAGUAUAUCAGAGACUCAAGCGGAUUAUGAUCGUCUACGCGUUGUUCUCAAUGCAGUUUCAAUUAGCUUCCGUGGCCAUGUAUGCUUUCACAGAGCACGAAGAAAAGCUACUGGACUUUAUCAGCGUCAGCUUAUUAAUCUAUCAUCUUUCGGGCAUGGCGCUUGCGGUAACUACCAUGUGUAGCCAAGCGUGCGUACUCAACAUGUUUCGACCAUGUCUGCCUGACCACAUUGAAGCUCAAGUGCAGACAAGGUUUAUGCAGGGAGGUGACCUUUUGUCUCCACGAGACACACAGGUGCUAAUAGAGUCGGCAGAGCCACCUCUUGUCAAUCCGGUAUUCGUAUUCACAGAUAUCGAGUCAUCGAGCGCCCUUUGGGCUAUUGGCGACGGGCUGGUAAUGCAACGAGCAACAGAAAUCCACGAUAACAUUCUCCGCGCAUCUUUGAUGAAAUAUCGAGGAUAUGAAAUAACGACGGCGGGGGACGCCUUCCAGCUUGCGUUCCACACUGUUCGUGAAGCUGUAGAGUAUUGUCUAGAUGUUCAGCUUCAGCUCUUAGUCGCGAACUGGCCCAAGGAGCUCCAUGGCAUGCUGCCUGUGACAAGGAGACAACGUGUAGGUCACCGCCUCAUUUUCGGAGGCUUACGCGUACGCAUGGGUAUUCAUGACGCCGUGGACGCCGAUGGUGCCUUGAUCCUGGAUGUACACGCCGUGACGGGUAAGAUGAUAUACACUGGUGCAUCCGAAGUCAUUGCUAACGAGAUUGGUGACUUGGGUGACGGUGGGCAAAUUUUGGUGACCAAGCGUGUGGCUGACUGGCUGGUAAUGUACGAAGAUCUAGUGGCGAUCGACUUUAUCGUCGAUAGAGUGGGCGAAUAUUCGAUCCCGCAGAUUAAGGCGAAGCUGGAGGUAUACCAGGUGUUACCCGAGGUGCUUAGCGGCCGCAAAAAGAUGUUUUCAUCGACGCUCAAAAAGCGGCGUGCCACUACAGCCUCGUCACUGUACUCGAUCGCAUCGAGCAACCGUUCGCGCCUCUCGAGCAAUGGUGGACCGAUCACAAUUCCAGAGCAACGGCGAAGAAUGUCGCGUCCGCAGGCUUUGGUACCACCUCCAGAUUUUACACCAGUGAUACAAGGCGGACUAAGUCGCUUUGAUCGUGUGCAGCGAUCGUUUUUGCGAAUGGAUCACGGCUCGUUUUACACCCGUGCCACCAGCAUGUAG